GCGCGUCGCCUUGCGCAGUGAAAGCCUAACGGUAGCUGCGGUGUUGGGUGCUGCUCUGCUUAUGCAAUUCUAGCCAUGGCGAGUCGGCGACUGCCAGCCACCUGCGGGAGCCCUCGGUCCUUCUGACACGCCGUUCCCUUCGAGUGAUUCUUCUCGCUGGCGCCGGGAGACGCAAUUUCGAGAGCGACAAGGUUGGAGAGCAACACCGCCUCCUAACCAAUGCAACUAUGCGCUUCGUCUUCUUUACAGCGCUCCUGUUAGCCUUCUGUCCAAAUCAUGGAAAAGUCCGAUCAGCUGUCGUGCCAGGGUACCUGGACUUCGACAACUUGCCGGACACGAACUUCUCGUGCGACGGAAAGGUGAUCGGCGGCUACUACGCCGAUGUGGAGACGGGAUGCCAGAUGUUCCACGUGUGCACCAUCGGCCAAAAAGGAGAAAUAACCGACAUAAAGUUCCUGUGCCUCAACGGCACCGUAUUUGACCAGGAGACGAGGGUCUGCGAACGUGUAGACGAAGUGGACUGCAGCAAGACCGAGGGAUUCUACGACCUCAACCUCGAGCUGUACGGAAACAAUGCUGCUCUCAGCUACCACGAGACGGAGGAGGAUCCGGUGACGAUCCCCACGGUGAGCAGCACGCCCUCCACGACGACGACGACGACGACGACGACGACGACGGCGCCGACGACGGCGGCGCAGCUGUCGCUGGGGCUGGGACUGGGGCGCACGCCCGCCUCCACACACUACUCGUCGACGCCGUCGCCGUCGGUGGCUGCGGCGCUACUCAGCGUGCACUCCGCCCUCAGCAGGGACCGACAUCCCCACCCACACCUCACCGUCCAGGGCGGAGGAAGCAGCGGCGUGCUGAACCCGGCGGACGCCUUCCAGUCGCUGAAGACGUCGGUGGAGCCGCAGCAGUUCGUGUUCUCGUCGACGACGGCCAAGUACUCGAGCCCGGCGGGCCUGUCGGUGUCGGUGCACACGACGAGCGCCCCGCCGGUUGGCGAGCCCCCGCAGCUGCACGUGGUGCACUACCAGCCCGCCCACCACAUCUUCACCACGCCCUCCGUGGCCAUCGUGUCCUCCACCAGGAGCGUGUCCAGCGUCAAGGGCGUCGUCGGCAAGCUGGCGCCCACCGUCGUUGCCGAAGGACACUCUCGGGUGCCUAUCAAUAAUUUCGCCUUCGGCAUCAACACGGGGCUGAACCCGCCGCAGUUCUCCGGAGACAACGCUACUGCCCCGGGCCGGCAGUUGCCGGAACUGGCGGCGCACGACCCGUACGGCGAGUACCACGAAGCGGACGACGAGUCCCUCGACUCGUUCUUCAGGGACGUUCCGCGCAUCGCGAAGCAACCGAAACAGGUGCAGAGGCAGAAACGCGCCACCGGCAGAGGGGGCAGAGGUCGCUUCAGGCCGUCGCUGGACGCUCUGAAGGAAGAAUCCGGAGAGGAGGGACCCAGCCCCGAGGGUUCGGAGGUGUUCCCGCAGGAGGCGGCUGCUCCCCGAGCGGACGUCUACUUCCAGAAGAGGCCCAAAGCGCGCGGCCGACCCGACGAGCGCCGCAGGAGGCCCCAGGAAGACGCACUGCCCACUGCGGAGGCCUUCUUCAGGAGCACCAGGAUCGGCCAGCUGCAACAGGCGGCGACGCUCGCGCCGACGCCAAGAGCUUACACCGGGCCUCUCGUUGCGGAACAGCCGAACGAAGUUCAGACGACUACACUAGCGACAGAGACGACGAUCAAACCCCGCGCGGCCCCGCAGCAGCUACCGUACGGCCGGGGGAACGAAGUAGACGGGAGUGUCGGUGGACGGCGAACUGCGGCGGGCAGCCGCGGCUACCCCGCCAGCCGUAGGCCCAGCCCCAGCCCCAGUCCCGGCCCCAGCCCCUCCCCCAGGGCGCCGGCGUGCAGGCGCGGGGCCGCGUGCGCCGAACAGCGCUCUCCCUACCAGGCGGUGCUCGCCGAGGUCUCCCGCAGGCGGCCGGCCGCGGCCAGGCAGCCGGAAGCGCUCGCGCCACAGACGUCGCCCGCUCCCGAGCCGGCGGCGGCGGCGACAGCCACGGCGAGGAGCGAGCUCCAGACGACGGUGGACGCGGACGUGAGCACGGCGCCGCCAGAGAGCUACGACUCGGCCAGUCCGUACAGUGCGGACUCUCGCAGGCCGUCGGGCAGAGGCCAAGCUCCGCUGGAGACCUACGACUCGGCCGGCCUGUACGGUGCGGACUCUCGCAGGCCGUCGGGCAGAGUCCAAUCGCAGCCAGAGAGCUACGACUCGGCCAGCUCGUACACUGUGGACUCUCGCAGGCCGUCGGGCAGAGUCCAAUCGCAGCCAGACAGCUCCGACUCGGCCGGCGCGUACGGUGCGGACUCUCGCAGGCCGUCGGGCAGAGGUCAGUCGCAGCCAGACAGCUCCGACUCGGCCGGCGCGUACGGUGCUGACUCUCGCAGGCCGUCGGGCAGAGGCCAAUCGCAGCCAGAGAGCUACGACUCGGCCAGCUCGUACAGUGCGGACUCUCGCAGGCCGUCGGGCAGAGGUCAGUCGCAGCCAGACAGUUCCGACUCGGCCGGCGCGUACGGUGCGGGCUCUCGCAGGCCGUCGGGCAGAGGCCGAGCGCAGCCGGAGAGCUACGACUCGGCCAGCCCGUACAGCGGAGACUCUCGCAGACCUGCCGGCAGAGUCCAGCAGCCGACGCCCGCCAACAGGCAGAGGUCGAGCAGCCGGUCGCAGCAGGUCGAGCCGGCACAGAGGCGCGCUUCCUCGCGUCGUCCGUCUUACGACUCCGGGACAUCUUACGAGUCGGAGACGUCUUACGAGCAGGCGACUACCGUGCAGCAGCCGCAGCCGCCGACAGCACUGCCCGAGACGAGCUUCAGCUGCGCAGACAAGGUUCCCGGAGGCUACUACGCGGACAUCGAGGCCGACUGUCAGCUGUUCCACAUCUGCUCGCAGGGCAGGCACGGCAAGAUCACUGAUAACAAGUUUAUGUGUGGUCCCGGCACGAGGUUCAACCAGCAGAGUCGUACUUGUCAAGCACGUGAAUUUGUGGACUGCAGCAUUUCCACGUCAUUAUACCACCUCAACAACCAUUUCCAGCCCGUGCAACAAGAAGAUAUGAAUGAUGAACCUGGAUUUGAGCCCCUUAAAGUACGCCGUUCAAAGAGACAAGCCAAAGGUGCUGCAAGAAGUCCAGACUAUAUGGUAGAUAGCUUGCCAGAAACUUCAUUUACUUGUGAAGACAAGCCCUCAGAAGGCCUUUAUGCAGAUGUGGAAACACAAUGCCAGGGAUUUCAUCUCUGUCAGAAGGUGAAAGGCGUCAUGACCCUAGUAUCCACAUUUGUAUGCCCACACAAAACAGUUUUCAAUCAGCGUGAGGGAAACUGUGACAACUGGGCAGAUGUUGAUUGCAGACUUUACUCACAACCUGAGCACAGCUUUGUCAGGAAACAAAAUAGGAAGCACACACAUAACAAAAGGGAUACAAGCCAAAUAUUGAAACCACUAGAUUUAUUCACUUAUUCCAGUGGUGUGUCUGACAAUUUAAAGCAAAAUAUUUCAUCAAAAAUUCCCAGUUUUAGUUCCAGAAGUAAGAAUAAUGCAACAAGUACACCAAUAGCUGCAGGUUCCCUAUACAAAUACAGUAAGCCAUUAAAAACGUCAAGCAGUGAGAAUAAGUUCGAGCAAAGUAACAGAAGAAAAUGGAUGAAAAUGAACCUGAAACUAGAUUUUCCACCAACCACACCUUCAUCUCACAAACGAAUAAAACAUGAAGUUACUGAUGAAAGCAAUGAAACUGAGGAAGAAUAUUAUGACUAUAUAGAUGACAGUUAUGAAGCUGACCUUGUACCUCCUGAACAGGAAAAUUCAAAUUUGACAGCAUACAAUGACUCCAGUAAGUUUGAAGCUGAUUACAGUACACAUUUACAUUCUAAUAAUGAAAGUAUUGACACAGUAACAACACAUUUGGCCCAUACUUCUUCAGAUGAGCUUCUAAUAGCAGAUAGCAAUAAAAGUGAUACAGAUUCCAAGGGAACCAUAACUACCUUGCCUUCCGUUAGCAGGCCCAGUAAUAAUCAAGAAAAUGUGAAAGUUUGUGCAGAAAAUGAUACGUGUGACUAUAAAGAUGAGUUGGAACACAUAACAAGCAAGGAGGGAACAGUUGCCCGUUCUAAUCAUACUCACAAUACAGAAACCUCACUACAUUCAGCAGAAGAGCAAUUAGCCCAUUUCCACAGUAAAAAUAAUAAAACAUUAGCACCCUAUAAUGACGAAUAUGAAUAUUAUGAUUACUACAUAGAAGACAUUGAAGACGAAUCAGAUGAAAUAAUUAAUUACCCUAUGGAACAAACAACAGCUUCUGGUCUGGCUCAUGAUAGUGAAUCUUCCCCUGACGUUAAUAUUUCCAUUCCACACUCACUUACAUCUACUGAAAAAUCAAACUCCUCUACAACUGAAUUGACAGUAUCUUAUACAAAGGUACCUAGCACAGGUACAAAUGCAAGUGAUGCUGAGGAUAAAUAUAACUUACCAGCAGUAGAAACUGAAGAGGACCUUGAAAUUACCCAAAAUAAACACUUGGAAAGCAGUUCCCAGAAAGCCGCAAGUGAACAUGAUGGUGAGAAUAACAAACAUAAGAAAUCUGAGAGUAUCCCUGUGACUGAAAGUCCAGAAAUAUCUCUAGAGGAACCUAUUUCACUUGUGGAUGAGAAGUAUGAUUAUUAUGAUUCUGAUUCAAAUGAUGAUGAUGCUCAGCUUAAUGUGACGUACAAGGAAGUUUUGAAUACGAAUUUUGGUUCCACUGAAAGGUCACAAAAAGAUAUAAGUGAUGCAAAGAAAGAAAAUGUCAUGCAUCAGCAUAGCACAGAAACCAUUAAUGAAACAAGCUCUUAUGAAGAUGUAAAAGAUGUUACAGAAACUCAGGUUCCAGAUAUUGAACAUCUUAAACUUCCUGAAGUUACAAAUUUUCACGAAGAGAGGACAGACCAUUCCACCACCCUACCAUCACUACUGGAUCAUGGUCACAAAAUGGAUACGGACUUGUUUUCUGGACCAAAUGUCUUACUAGAAAAUGGAUUGCCUCUGGUUCUUAACACAACUCUGGAUGAUCAAAACACUGGAAAUUUAGUUUCAGAAAAUGUUGCACAAUUUAAUUCAAGUAGUCUUCCACAAUAUACUGAAAAACACAUAAAAGAAUCUGAUGAAAAUAAUAACCAGUUUCAAAAUCCAUUACAAAAUGAUGGUAAGGAAGCUAAAAUAAACAGUUCAUCUGAAAAUACAACGCUUCGUACUACAACUUCACAAGGUACUUCUACUCUUCAAAUUCCUAACCUUUUUCACCCACCCAAGCCACACCUAGCCUAUCAUGGAAGACACUCAACUCCGCUGCUUCCCCCAGUAGUCAUUCGAUCAAAAGAUGGUGCUAAUCAUAAAUCUAGAGUUAGGAACAACAGGCAUAAAACGAAGAAAACCCAAAAUGAUGAGAUACGUACAACAACUGAGACUUUCAUAAAAAGUGAAAAUGACCCUAUUAUAUCAGUAUCUGAUAAUUACUUUUCAACAGAUAAGGAACUUAUCCCAAAUAAAGAUGAGAUAACAUCAACAGACUCAACAAACAACACAGGAAAUAUGUUAAGAAUUUUAGGUACAGUGAAUGAAUUCAAAGUGGAACAAAAGACAGAACCAAUUUUUCAGCAAGAUACUUUCACACAUCCUGAAGAAUCCAUAACAGUGGUGCCAUCUACAGAAAUUGCUCUUGGGCAGGCUGUAUUAGAAAACGACUUCAGAGUAAAGACUGAUGGCUUACAUAGCUGCAAAGGAAAUGCUGGCUGUUUACAUGGGCAAAGUCAGUAUACAACCUUGUCUCCUGUCACUUACAAGUUUCAUAAUAAACAUACUGAUCACUUAUCACAUGUAUCUCAAACUGCUGGAUUUCUAUCUGAACACACUGAGAAGAACCUACAACAGCCAAACUCCCUUGAACAAAGUACUUUCCAAAAAUUUAAAGGUAGUGAAGGGAAAACAAAGUCAGAUGAACAAGUAUUAGGGACUGACAUUCCACCAACAUCAUCAGGAAAUACUGUGGAUUAUGUAACAAUAACACCCAAGGUACAGUCAUUGAAAGAUGCAUCUGAAACAGUUACUACUGAAUCUCUGUUUCCCACAUACACACUAUCUGCUAUUAAUGCCCAAACUAAUCAAAAAUCAAAUCAUGACAGUUCAAGGUUUGUGUGCUCCAGUAAAGAACUUUAUCGCUACUAUCCAGACCCAUUAGACUGUCGUAUCUUCCACUAUUGUUCUCAUGGUUUCCAUAACCAACAAGUACUAGAUUUCAGGUUCAUGUGUGAAAAUGGUACAGCCUUCAGUACAGACACUCAAAAAUGUGAAAAUGAAGAGGAAGUACAAAGCUGUUCCAUGACUAAAAAAUAAUGUGGCCAUUUACAACUUACAGUCCUGUUGAAAUACAAAAUAAACAAUGAAACAGAAGCUGAUUAUUAUAAUUGGCUUAUUGUUGUGCUGAUCUGAACUGUGUUCACAGCUACAAUGGACAUUAAUUCAAAGUUGAAUUAGUGUUGCUUUGAUGACUGAAGUAAUAUAUUCUUCUAAACUUAUAUUGUACAUUAUAAGUAAUAGAGUUAAACCUUUUCUGGAAAACAGCGUAGGAUAUUUCAUGACAGCAGCAACAAUACCUUGUAUAUUGUGCUGAAAUGAAUUUAUCAAGUAACUUCAUUAUUGAAGUUUGUCUAUGUGCUUUUCCGUAAAGGUUUUACUGUGUUACUAAUCAUUAAGCUUUUGUUUAUAUUUGUAGUAAAUACUCAUUAAAUACUGUGAAAAUGUGAAUAGUGUUUCUUGCAAAUGUCUGAAAAAUUCUAAUGGAUUUUUAUAGGCCCUGACAGUUAUGUAAAUGUUUGAAAUUUAAAUGAAACAGGUUUUGUUUCCUAAUGCUGUAUUUAAAAGAAAAUUUAAUUUCAUUAUAAAAUUGUGUAUUAUAUGUUGAAAGAUUUUCUCUUUGUUA
Schistocerca cancellata (South American locust) is the source of this 7008-nucleotide messenger RNA. RefSeq lists its product as uncharacterized. The transcript has 11 exons. The record is from RefSeq and is a predicted model, not a curated record. Lineage: Eukaryota; Metazoa; Arthropoda; Insecta; Orthoptera; Acrididae. The coding region runs from base 228 to 6422 and encodes 2064 amino acids. Gene Ontology annotation, cellular component: extracellular region. Gene Ontology annotation, molecular function: chitin binding.